Aspergillus affinis is the source of this 1554-nucleotide messenger RNA. Its product is annotated as 40S ribosomal eS7 domain-containing protein. The transcript has 6 exons. The coding region runs from base 1 to 1554 and encodes 517 amino acids. Gene Ontology annotation, cellular component: 90S preribosome; cytosolic small ribosomal subunit; ribosome. Gene Ontology annotation, molecular function: GTP binding; structural constituent of ribosome; GTPase activity. Gene Ontology annotation, biological process: rRNA processing; ribosomal small subunit biogenesis; translation. NCBI's taxonomy places the organism in Eukaryota, Fungi, Ascomycota, Eurotiomycetes, Eurotiales, Aspergillaceae. The record is from RefSeq and is a predicted model, not a curated record.
AUGUCUGAGUCAACCAGCACAAAUACUCCGAAGCCGAGUAGUAGCGUCAAGCUUGUACUUUUGGGAGAGGCGGCCGUUGGAAAGUCUUCGCUCGUCUUGCGAUUCGUGAACAACGACUUCCAGGAGAACAAGGAACCGACCAUUGGAGCCGCUUUCCUCACCCAAAAAUGUUCGUUGCCUACCCGGACGAUCAAGUUCGAAAUCUGGGAUACGGCCGGUCAGGAGCGUUUCGCCUCGCUUGCCCCCAUGUACUACCGUAACGCCCAGGCGGCGCUGGUGGUUUACGAUGUCACCAAACCCUCGUCGCUCACCAAGGCGAAGCACUGGGUAGCUGAGCUUCAGCGACAAGCCAGUCCCGGUAUCGUCAUCGCCCUUGUUGGCAAUAAGCUGGACUUGACAAAUGACGGAAACGAGGCUGCUGGCGAGUCGCCCGCGGCUGACCAGGACGAGGAGGCAGCCGGCGAGAACCCCGAGGAAGCCGAUGCCACUCCCGGGGACGCGCGGAAAGUACCGACACGGGAGGCUAGCGCUUACGCAGAGGAGGAGAGUCUAUUGUUCUUCGAAACCAGUGCGAAGACGGGCGUCAAUGUGGUCGACGUCUUCACGGCGAUUGCCAAUGCCAUUCCCGAGAGCAGCUUGAAGAACGGACGAGGUGGCGGCGCCGGGACCGGCCAGACUACGUUGGGCGGCGGUCGACCGGCCGAAGACUCGAGAGUGAACCUGGGCGAUCGGGCAUCUGCUACUGCCAAAGAAGGGCACGGUGGCGCUAGACCGCAACGGGCCAAGCGACCGCUAAGCGAGGCGCCGAGAUCCCGAUCCCACAGCCGGAGCGCGAAGUGUGAGCUGGACCUCUUUCAAUCCCUCGAAUUUAUUUCCCACGACCACCAACCCGCGACAAGGAAGGCAGCACCCGCAGCACAGCCAGCUAUCCGUCGCUCGUCUGCAAUCAUGGCUGCUAUCAACAAGAUCGCCCCUAACUCGCCGUCGAGGCAGAACCCCUCCGAGCUGGAGACCGCGAUCGCCGGUGCUCUCUUCGACUUGGAGAGCAACACACAGGACCUGAAGGCUACCCUCAGGCCCCUGCAGUUCGUCUCUGCCCGUGAGGUCGAGGUUGGUCACGGCAAGAAGGCUGUCAUCGUCUUCGUCCCCGUCCCUCUCCUCCAGAGCUUCCACAAGAUCCAGCAGCGCCUGACCCGUGAGCUCGAGAAGAAGUUCUCGGACCGCCACGUCCUCUUCGUCGCUCAGCGCCGCAUCUUGCCCCGCCCCAAGCGCUCCGCCAACUCGCGCUCCAACCAGAAGCAGAAGCGUCCCCGUUCCCGCACUCUCACUGCUGUGCACGACAACAUCCUCGGCGACCUGGUCUACCCCGUUGAGAUUGUCGGCAAGCGCGUCCGCACCAAGGAGGAUGGCAGCAAGACCCUGAAGGUCAUCCUGGACGAGAAGGAGCGUGGUGGUGUUGACCACCGCCUGGACGCCUACGGCGAGGUCUACCGCCGUCUAACCGGCCGUGCUGUUACCUUCGAGUUCCCCCAGAGCGGUCCCUCUGACUUUUAG